UAAUCACCCACAGAACAUUUUAGUUAAGAAAUUGAUGGCAGUAUCAAUGCUGCAUUUAUAUCAAUUUUCAUUUCAAUUUGUUAAAUUGCCUCUUCUCUAUAUGGACUUCCUCUUCAGGUAAGUGGUCUGGCAAGAGUAAGUCAUUAAGUCUUCUAUUACAUUAACAGCCUUAAGUGAAAUCUUGGAGAGAAAACAAACAAACACACACCAACCCAACAUGUUCCCAUGAAAAUACAGAGCAAGUUACAUUAAAACUCAAAUAAGUAAAAAUACUUGGAAUAUCCUAAAUAAUUGUAUUAAGUGUGUAUUCCAUUACAGUGCCCUGGAAAUACAUGCUCUUGGUAUUCCACUUUAUCCAGUGUGUCAGUCUGAAGUUGUAACUUGAUGAUAAAAGUUGUUAGUGGAAGGUGUGAGAAAUGAGUUAGGCUUUCACGCUGAUUUUUCUGAAUAGUUGUGCCCUCUUAAUAUUGUAGUCAAAGUGCAGAAGUCAGUCUACAGUAUUUAAAAAAAAAAAAGUGCUUUGGUUAAAAGAAAAAUAUAUUUGUCUUAAAUACACAUGCUCUCUUGUUAGUAGUUAUCCAUCUGACCUAUCCAUACUGAAUAAUAGAAGGCAAAAAACAGCAUUCUAACUGUAUUUGAAGAAAAUGGAUUUCACAUUGCACUACUGUGCCAACAUCUGUGUAGAAAGGGAAAUGGGAUUAAUAUUUGCCCUUCAGUAGUGGUUCCUAAAGGACAAUUUCUGCCUUAUGUUUAAGGAAGUUUAGGCAGACUAUACCCUUUUUGCAAAACCUGCUUUUGUAUGUACAGUGCAUCUUUUAAUAACAAUUUGAAAUGUGAACUGAUUAUUUUUCUAAGUAAAUCUUGCAUGUAAUUUGUGUAUACUACAUUAGAAGCAAGAAAAGGAGCAGAACAAUAAACUGGUAUACUGACGGUGCCAGAGCCUAUCUUAAUGGGACUAACUACAACAUCUAUCUGAAACUAAUGAAUAGGACCAAGCUUUACUAUCAUGACCUCAGAAUAGGUAGUCUGCAUCUAUUACUCUGAUUGUUUUUAGGAAAGAGCAUUCUUGCCUUAGUUUUCUGCUUCAUUGAAUGUGCAGGGUAAUCUAGUACAGAUCGCUUUGAUAAUGGCAUGUGAUUGUUGCAUAGCCUUACCUCUAAACUUACCUGUAGGUUAGGUCAUAAAAAUCCUUUUUUUAAACCAGAGUGCAUUUUUUAAUAAACAUAAUUUCUUAAUCACUGGAGAGAUGGUGACAGCUGUAAGUUUGAGUGCUUCAUUUCAGAUAAUCUAAUCAAAGAUGUAAGUUGCAGUCCUUCAAAGAUCUGGAAGAAGUAGAAACUUAAAUUGGGUUGAGACUUUUUCUUGACUAUAAAAUUAAGCAUUUACCAUACUGUCAAGUCCUUCAAUAUGAAUAGUGAAUUUUCAUAAUUGUGUUGGAAUUAAUAUGGAAAACGUGCUUUUGAAGUUCUCAGUUGGAUCUGCUGAAGUAGUUGUAUGACUAGUGAACAGAAGUAUUUAGUGCAUUCUGUAUUUCUCCUGCUGAAAGUUAGACCAUCAUUGACAGAUCCUGGGCAGGAGGGUUCAAGCUUCCUUCCUGUAUCAGAUGUUCAACUACUCUUUGAAUUAAGUAAUAAUUCAAAGAAAAUUAGUAAUAAUUGUUGCUCUCCAGCAAUGCAAGAGUUCCUGAAUCUGCUUCAUCUCUUCAUGGUAUGCAGUUCAGAGGAACUUGACUUGACUGUCAUCCAGUCAAGUUCUGCUGCCCUAACGUUGCACAGCUGCAUAGCAUUGGAGCGAUCAUGAUGUACGCAGUGGAUGUAAGACCUUCCUUCCUGGCCCCAUCCUCUCAAAGCUAACCCCGUGUAGGCUCCUGCCGGUGGAAGCGGAUCCUCCUUAGCCGCCUUGGUGCCCGUUUGGGGCGCUGGCAGAGGCGGCCGCAGACACCAACCGCCGUGCCGGCGGCAUUCAAACUGCCUCCUCCCGACGCGCCCCGCGGGCGCGGCCCGCCCCCGGCCGUCCGUUGGCUGCGCUGAGCGGUGCCGUCUCUCUACUGGCGAGACUUCCUUUCCGUCCCGCCCCCGCCGCUGAUAGGUGCCGCCGGCCGGGGCUCGAGGCACGCGGGGUGCCGGCCCGGGGCGCGCUCCCCCUCCGCCUCGUGGUGCCGCCAUGGCGCUGCUGCUGCACCUCCUGCGGCGCCUGCUGGAGUACCUGGGCUGGCCGCUCGAGCAGGCCGCCUUCCUGGAAGCCCGCGUGCUGGGCAGCGGCCGUGCGGUCAGAGCGUGCUUCUCCUCCGCGGCCCCGGCGGGAGAGCGCGUCCAGCAGCUGUGUGCGGCCUUACGGAGGUACCAGGCCAAGGUCCUAUCUGUUUGCCAAAAAAAGGAAUAUGGAUCUACUCGAAGCGUUGUUCGUAGACUUGGGACAAUUCUUUCCAUAGAGCCUUACCCAAGACCUUAUUUUCAACUUGUUCAACACCUGAGUCCAUUGGAUCGUGUUGAACAAAGCGUGGUUCCAACUCCUGUAGCUCCAUCACUUGCUGAUGUCCUGUGGGUAGCACAUGAUCAAGGACAAGCAUUUGCUAGAUUUAGGACUGAGUUAUGGAGAAAAGAAAAAAGUACAGCUUAUCGUGACUUACAUCCAUCUAUAGAUUCCAUACCAAGUGUUUCAAAAAACAGUAUGCAAAAAGACAGUCUUGUUGAUCAAGCAGCACUCCAGAAAAUUUCCGCGCUCGAAGAUGAGCUAACUUUUCUUCGUACUCAGAUCGCUGCAAUUGUUGCAGCACAGACACUGGGAAGCAUACCACCACAACCCUUUAGAACAUUCAGCAUUCCAGAUGGAUCUUACCCAGUGCCAACCAUGACUUCUACGCCACUGUCUGUCUCUCACAGUCACUUUGCAAUUCCUUCUCCUCCUCCACUUCCUUCUGCUGCACCAUCUGGUGUUGAUGCUAGUAAUUCAGCAGUUGAACUUAUAAAACAACGUCGUGCUGCAAGAAACAGUGCUUCAACUACAGGUGAUAGUGCUGAUCCCCAGAGGAUGAAGAACGUUCCUAGUAUGAUGGAUGUUUUGAAAGAUCUAAACAAAGUUCAGUUGCGUGCUGUUGAGAGGUCACCUGGAGGUACUCCCGUAUCUAAACCAAAGAAAAGGAGAAGUUCAGAUUGGGAUCCAGUUGCUCUACUAACUCACGCACUAAAACAGAAAUUUGCACAUAAAUAUGAAGAUGAGGAUGAUUCACUGGACAAAGAAAACAGAUCUUUUGAUAGCUCCCCAUUUUCUAGUCCAGAAAUCCCACUGGUUGGACGUUGCAGCCUGAAGCCAAAUGUAAAUUCUAGCCUCAUAAGAACUGACAAAGUUAAACAAGUAUCAGUGUGGAAAGUGAGACCUCAUAUUUAACUGAUGGAGGGAGACGUCUGAGGAAACUUGGUACUGUGUGUAAGUGGCAGGGCUGCUUUGUGAAACUGCUGUAAUGUGUUCUAGAAUGUAAUCCAUCCUAUGCUGUUGAAGUUUGGAUUGUAGGCAUGUGAAAUUGUCUCUUCUUCUCCUUAGUUUCCCAGCAACCGAACUUGUGAAUCUGAUGCUUUAUGAGAAGCACACAACCAAAAAAAAGUAUCUUGUUCUUAUGGAACACUGUGUCUUAAACCUGGGAGAUAAAGGAAAUAAAUGUGUGAAAGAAACAUAAUUAUUGGUAUGGCAGCUGAGAUGUGUGCUGUCUCUGCACUUGAGUGUAAAUAAUGAAAUGGUGUAAUCUUUUGUUUGGAGUGUAUUAUGUAUAGCUGACUGUAUACAGCUAAUGGUAGCUAACACUGUAGUGUAGUUUCUUCAGUUUUCCUUACAGUUUGUUAAUACUACUCCAUGUUCCAUGUGCAAAUAAUAUUUCAAUUUAUUUUGCAUCCAUAGAGAAACUUUUAUUUAUGAAGCUUUGGUUCUAAGUACACUGCAGGCUGUCUGUUAAACGCUUGUAAUAUGGGGGAGUUGUCUUCACACACAAAAAAGACUUCUUAGAGAGAUCUGAUAGCACGUAGUCUAACUUCUGUGUAUAGAUAAACCUUGUGUUAUUUCUCUCAUUGGUUUCUCUGUACGAAAUCUUUGUUCAGAGCAUAUACAAUAAAAUUUCCUCUGUAUCAUAGA
Molecule: messenger RNA, 4122 nt
Organism: Numida meleagris (helmeted guineafowl)
Lineage: Eukaryota; Metazoa; Chordata; Aves; Galliformes; Numididae
Gene: MTFR2
Product: mitochondrial fission regulator 2
Exons: 8
Coding region: 2164-3387 (407 amino acids)
Biological process (GO): mitochondrial fission; aerobic respiration
Cellular component (GO): mitochondrion
Source: RefSeq, a predicted model, not a curated record